AUGUGGCUAUUCAUGCGGAAAACAGGUUUAGCGAAAUAUGAGUCAUGCAUUUUAAACAAUAGAUCAUGUUUAAUCAAGCGGAAAACCGGUUUUAGGAGAACAAUAGAGCGUUCGGUAAUGUUCGGAAGGGAUCGGAUUCUAUUUUACCUGCUCUGAUAUAAAAAUCUUAUUUUCGGGGACUCGGAAUUACUCGCGUUCUUACAUUUGUACGUGCGUAUUUUUCGAGUUUUUACGUGAUCUUUGUGUUUGUGCUUUGUGUGUAUUUUAACUUGUGCAAUGGCUGCCCAUUUUAAAUCCAUGUGUGCUGCGUUCGAUGCUGGCUUCCUUUCCGAGGAUGCCAUGGUUAAGGUUUGUGAGCAGUUGCACAAUAUGAUAACUUCCGGUGAAGUGAUUCCUGAAGAAGAAGACAUUGUGCACUUCCGGCGUCUUCGUGAUGUGGUGGGUACCAUUCAAACGCGCCUGCUUCAACAAAAUGUGAAUGCGCAGCAAGUUAAUACGGGCGUCGUCCCACAGUCCCAACCCGUCGAUCUUACUGUCACUAAUACUUUACAACAUCCGACUAUGACUGCUAAAACACAGUCGCAACCACUGGACCUUACUGUAAAUCCCCAUGUAUCCAAAACGGCUUCGGAAAACGUCCUGACCCAAUCGCAGCCAAUGGACCUCACUGUGAAAAAUGCACCACGACCUGCAACUUCAGGCGUAAAGCCUAAUCGAAAGCGUGCUGCUCCGUGUGUAAAUAAUUUUCUUAAUCCACAACAUUCCACGUCCGGUCUACAACAAGCUACACCUACGGGAUCUAAUAAUAUUAACUCCGAACCCUCUACUUCGGGUCUACACCAAUUAUCACCCCAAGUUGGCCGUGGAGUACCUCGACGUUUCUUAGUGUUGUCAGAGGGAGAGCGGGUAAUAAAGAAAUUCAACUUGACAGCCCAACAGUUAACUAUCAAGUUUGAUGAUGCGGAGCCCAAUGAAGCACCUCUAGAAUGGCUUAAGAAAUCACUGACUGCGCUUAUUAAUUAUAUAACUAAGAGGCGUAGUGUGAGUGAUCGCAUUGGAUUAAUGCUGACAAAUAGCGAGUUUCCUGACAACCCUCUUGGAUUUUCAUUCCGCCGUAUCGACCAACUGAAUGCUAACGUCAUGCUGAAGACCAUGGACAAGGUUAUGCAAAGUAAUAAGGCGUUCUUCUCCAGCGAUGCACUACGGGUUGACGUGAGUCUAAUUACCCUCCCUAAUGGCAAGGGGCGGCAACGCAUGACGGGUGUUACUUUUGAGGAGUUCUCGCAGCGAAAACACGGUAUCAUUCUCAUUAACAACAAUGAUACUCUGUGCCUCGCUCGUGCGCUGGUCACCGCCAUAGCUUUCCGUAACAAUAGCCCAGAUUUACCAUACCUGAAAGUUGGACAUGCUCUCCAGACAGAAAAAGCCCGAGAAUUGUAUGCUGCGGCAGGCGUAGAUUUGAGUAACGGAGGGACCAUUGAGCACAUACGUCAGUUCCAGAAUUACCUGACGGACUUCACCAUCGUCGUGUACAACCACAGAUUGGGCAAGACGGUGUACUUCGAAGGACCACGAGCCCCUCAGCGUCAAGUGCUAAACCUCCUCAUGGAGAAUGAACAUUACAAUGUGAUUACAAGCCUAACGUCCGCGUUUAGUUGUAGCUGA
Photinus pyralis (common eastern firefly) is the source of this 1665-nucleotide messenger RNA. RefSeq lists its product as uncharacterized. NCBI's taxonomy places the organism in Eukaryota, Metazoa, Arthropoda, Insecta, Coleoptera, Lampyridae. The record is from RefSeq and is a predicted model, not a curated record.